Molecule: messenger RNA, 4517 nt
Organism: Olea europaea var. sylvestris
Lineage: Eukaryota; Viridiplantae; Streptophyta; Magnoliopsida; Lamiales; Oleaceae
Product: eukaryotic translation initiation factor 4G-like
Cellular component (GO): eukaryotic translation initiation factor 4F complex
Molecular function (GO): protein binding; mRNA binding; translation initiation factor activity
Source: RefSeq, a predicted model, not a curated record
ACACCUGCACAUUUUACUUCCUCUCUCCGCCCCCAUCUCUCUCUCAAUUUAUCUGACAUAAUCAAAACACACAGAGCAUGCUCUCUGUUUCUUCUUCUCCUCUGUUCCUGUUUCUGUUUAUAGCUCCCGCCAUUGUUUACUCUUAUUAAAACCCUAAUUUCGGUAAAGGGAUAAUAAUAGAAUUUAAAUUAUCGGGUAAAGCUCUGUUUUUUUCCGAAGGUGAGAAUUUAUGUCCCACAAUACCUCAAGGGGUGAUAGGACCGAGUCUGGACAGAACAGGAAAACCGGCCGAUCCAGUAGUUUCAAUCAGCAGCGCCAGUUCUCUGGCGGUUUUAAGGGCGGUGGUGGUGGAGGCGGAGGCUCCUCCUCCGCCACUACCGCUAAUCCCUCUAUCUCCAACCGCAGUACUAAGAAGUCUAAUAGCAUACAAGGGGGGCAAUCUAGGGUGCGCGGUCCAAAUGUGAUCCAGGAUUCGAGCCAUUCAUUCCCAGUGCCUGUUGUACAAAAUGGUGCUCAACGACAUCAGCCAACACCUGGAGUGUCUGAUGCAUUAGUUACAAGUAAGAGUGCAAAUGUCACCCCAAUCGACACCCCAGCACAGAGAAUCACACAAGCUGUUCCAAGAGCUCCAUCUACCAAUGCUUCUACUGCCGCUCCAUCUACCAGCACUUCUACUAGCUCUGAUACCAGCAGCUCUGCAACACCUGGAAAGGCUGCAGUAGAUGCUUCCGGCUCAUUUUCUCUACAGUUUGGGUCUAUAAGCCCUGGAUUUAUGAGCGGAAUGCAGAUUCCUGCUCGAACAAGCUCAGCCCCACCUAAUUUGGAUGAGCAGAAAAAAGAUCAGGCCAGUCAUGACUCUUUAAAAGCUGCACCUGCUGUGCCAACUCCAACCAUUCCCAAACAGCGACUGCUGAAAAAAGACACAAGGGUCCAUGAUCAACCAAACACCGGUGAAGCUCAGCCAGUAUCCCAGUCCAAGAGGGAUGUGCAAGUUUCAGCUGCGCCUUUUGCGACUCAAACUCAAAAACCGUCUGUACACCCUAUGUCUGGGAUGUCCAUGCAAAUGCAAUUUAACCAGCCACAGGUUCCAGUUCAAUUUGGUGUCCCUAAACUCCAAAUUCAGUCACAAGCCACACCGACCACAUCUUUGCCAAUCCCAAUACAAAUGGGGAUGUCUAUUCCUUUACCCAUGGGAAAUCCACCAAUGUUUGUUUCAGGUCUUCGACCACCACAUAUGAUGCAGUCUCAAGGAUUGAUGCAUCAGGGUCAAAACUUGAACUACUCAUCGCAAAUGGGUCAUCAGAUGCCCCCUCAGUUGGGUAGCAUAGGAAUUAAUAGGGCCCCACAAUGUCCUCCACAACAGGCUGCAAAGUUCACGGCUUCUCGUAAAACAGUAAAAAUUACUCACCCUGUAACUCAUGAAGAAUUGAGACUCGAUGGAUCUGUAGGUCCAAGGUUUCACCCUAAUGUGCCACCUCCUUCACAACCUAUUCCAUCAUUUCCUCCUAAUCAGCCAAUGAGCUAUUAUGCUACUUCAUAUAAUUCUGGUUCCCUCUAUUUUCCACCUCCAAGUUCCCUUCCACCAAAUAGUGCCCAGAUUCUUCCCAGUUCUCAGUCACCGAGGUUUUUUAAUCAGGUGACAGUAAAGCCAACCUCUGGCUCUCAUGUGGAUAAAGGCACAUUGCCAACUAGUGAAAAGGGAGAAUCUAUGAAACCUUUAAGCCCCCGUGGAGAAGUUAUGUGUUGUCAAAAGGAUUUUGACCCUUCAUCUUCAAGCUAUUUGAAGCAGUCAAAGCCUAGUGUUGAACCAUUAUCUACAUCAGUGUCCAUGGCAAGUAAACAAUCAGCUACUGUGAGAGGUUCUGUUACUAUGGAGACUGAAGGGCCCAAAACUUUGUCUUCUGCUUCUCUGGCUCUUGUUGAUGACAUUGCAUCUUCACCAUCCAGUGGUGCUGGAGAUGCUAGAAAUAAUACAUUUGAUGAACCUGACUCCAUUAUGGAUGAACACAAAAAACCGAGCAACAGAGGACAGCGUGAUCAGGUUUGUGCACAAUAUCCAUCUGCUUCAGGUUUGUCUUCUCAAUUGCCCGAACCUGAAACUUUGCCUGGCCAAGGAGGUAAUUAUGGUGUUCUAGUGAACCCUCGUGUACAGACAGCUAUUCAGCAUGUUGGGGGAAUCCUUACUGGACCAAUGCCGUCUUUGGGACCACAAGGAGUUAUGCAAAGGAAUAACUCUGAUUCUGACAGAUGGCAGCGUGGAACUGCCUUUCAGAAGGGUUUAAUGCCUUCUCCUCAGACACCGUUACAGGCGAUGCACAAAGCUGAGAAGAAAUAUGAAAUAGGUAAAGUUUCAGAUGAGGAAGAAAUCAAGCAGAGGCAGUUGAAAGCCAUCUUAAACAAGCUUAAUUCUCAAAACUUUGGAAGAUUGCUUCAGCAAGUGAAACAAGUCAACAUUGACAAUGUUGUAACUCUCUCUGGGGUGAUCUCUCAAAUAUUUGAUAAAGCUUUGAUGGAACCCACCUUCUGCGAGAUGUAUGCUAACUUCUGCUUUCAUCUAGCGGUGGAGUUGCCUGAUUUGAGUGUAGAAAAUGAAAGAAUUACUUUUAAGAGAUUACUUCUGAACAAAUGCCAGGAGGAAUUUGAGAGAGGGGAAAGGGAAGAAGAAGAGGCAAAUAAAGCUGAUGAGGAAGGUGAAGCUAAACAAUCAGAACAUGAAAGAGAGGAGAAGAGGCUCCGAGCACGGAGACGUAUGUUAGGUAAUAUAAGACUAAUUGGGGAACUGUAUAAGAAGAGAAUGCUGACAGAGAGAAUAAUGCAUGAGUGCAUAAAGAAGUUGUUGGGCCAGUAUCAGAAUCCUGACGAGGAAGAUGUUGAAGCCUUGUGCAAAUUAAUGAGCACAAUUGGUGAGAUGAUAGAUCAUCCCAAAGCCAAGGAGCACAUGGAUGCCUAUUUUGACAUUAUGGCCCGGUUGUCAAACAACAUGAAACUAUCUUCUAGGGUAAGGUUUAUGCUGAAAGACUCAAUUGAUCUGAGAAAGAAUAACUGGCAACAGAGGAGGAAAGUUGAAGGGCCAAAGAAGAUCGAUGAAGUGCACAGAGAUGCAGCUCAAGAACGGCAGGCACAAGCUAGUAGGUUGGCUCGUGCUUCCAGCAUUGGGACUUCUGGUAGAAGGGGUCCACCUCUGGAUUUUGCUCCUAGAGCUCCCAACCUGUCAUCUUCUCCUAGUCCCCAGAUGGUUGGUUUCCGUGCUGUACCCCUACAGCUUCGUGGCCAUGGUUCUCAGGAUGUUCGAUUGGAGGAGAGACAUCACUUUGAGAACAGAAGCAUGUCCGUUUCUCUCCCUCAAAGGCCCCUCAGCAAUGAUUCCAUAACCCUUGGUCCCCAAGGUGGUCUUGCAAGGGGAAUGGCUUUCAGAGGGCAGCCAUCAGCACGUGGUCUUCCAUUGGUCGAGAUUUCAAGUCCUGGAGAUGCACGUAGGAUAGCACCUAGCCUAAAUGGAUUUAGUUCCGUGCCAGAACGGACAGCUUAUGGUCAAAGAGAAGAUCUCAUGACGAGAUAUAUGCCGGAAAGGUUUUCUAGUCCAUCUGUUCAUGACCAAUCAAAUCUACAAGAGCGAAGUAUUAACCAUCGGAAUAGAGAUAUUAGAAAUGCUGAUCACAACUUUGACAGAUCUCUACCUACUUCUACACAAGAUAGGCCCCUAGCUUUUAUACAAGAUGCUUCAUCAGAAAAUAUGUUGCCAGAAGAGCGUUUGCAACACAUGUCCAUGUCUGCAAUUAAAGAAUUUUAUAGUGCAAGAGAUGAGAAUGAAGUUGCUUUGUGCAUCAAGGAAUUGAAUGCUCCCAGCUUCUAUCCAUCUAUGAUUUCUCUCUGGGUUGCCGAUUCUUUUGAGAGGAAUGAUGCAGAGAGAGAUCUGUUGACAAAGCUCCUGAUUGGUCUUAUGAAAGCUAGAGAUGAAAUGAUAAGUCAAGAUCAGCUCAUCAAAGGGUUUGAAUCUGUUCUCACUGCAUUGGAGGAUGCUGUAAAUGAUGCCCCUAGAGCAGCAGAGUUUCUUGGCCGCAUCUUUGCAAAAGUCAUAAUGGAGGACGUCAUUUCAUUUUCUGAAGUUGGGCGGUUGAUCAAUGAAGGUGGGGAAGAGCAAGGAAGUCUUGUCGAAAUAGGUCUUGCAGCCGAAGUCCUUGGGAGCAUCUUUGAGACAAUUAAAUCAGAAAUGGGUGAUUCCGUAUUGACUCAGAUCCGUUCAAGCUCUAAUAUGCAGCUAGAAAACUUCAGGCCUCCAGGUUAUAAAAAAUCUUGGAGACUAGAUAAGUUUACUUAGCUUAGUGAUGCUCAUUGUAUCUGGUAGAAGAAAUUCAUGUCUAGUUUUUUAGUAUAUAUUUGCAGAUAUAUGUAUCGUUUUGGGUAGAUGGGGAUUCAUAUAAGGGGGUUAUUUUGAUAUUUCAAUAUUAUCAUUCAGAAAUUUAAUUGCUACUGCUAAAGGUUCAAUUGAGCAUCAUCUCAUCUCUUUACAUUUUUCU